AUGGCGGCGUUGAGCUACUACUCAAACUGGGGACCACUUCAGCCUGUAAUGGACUCGGAUAUAAUAAGCAUGCUGGCUGACCCAGUAGCAACUCAGCCGGAGCUGCCGCCGGAGCUCCAAACUUUCCCCGACGUCGAUUAUCUCCUCGAGCAACCCAAUGAAUUGUUUUACCCAGAAAACCCUAACUCCCUUCUAUAUGAUUUCACUAACGGAACCCUAACUGAACCCUUUUCCGUCCAGCCAGAAAUCGAACCUUCUUUCUUCAACUACCCCAAACGCCAAAAGGGCGGUGAUUACGAUGAAUUUUACUCCGACAAUAAUCUCAGCUUCAAGCCUUCUUCUUUCUUCAAUAUCCAAAACCCUAGUUUUCCAACUGUCCAAGAUUACUCGCCGUCGUUACCUGAUUUUCCGAUCGGUUACGCCACCGGAAGCUGCGGUGAGGGUUUGAAGAAGGAUACUUCAACGGCGGCCGGGAGUAAUACUUUAUCAGCACAAAGUAUCGCCGCCAGGCAGAGGCGGAGGAAGAUCACGGAGAAGACUCAUGAGCUGGGAAAGCUUGUCCCCGGUGGACAGAAGAUGAACACCGCCGAAAUGUUGCAGUCGGCGUACAAAUACAUCAAGUACUUGCAGGCGCAAGUCGGAAUUCUCGAAUACAUCGAUUCAUAUGAUCAUCAUCAUCAGGAGAAUCGUGAGACGGAAUCAUUCGGAAAACAUGAAGAACUGCAGGUUCUUCUCGAAUCUCCGCUGAUUCAAGAAAAGUUGUACUCGAACGAAAAAUGCAUUGUUCCGCAGAAAUUCAUCGAUGAACUGAGCAGAAGCGAUGAUCUGAUCGUCAAAUCCAACCCGGAAUUGAUUUCCUUGAUUGUAGUGAAACAAGAGCACUGA
Messenger RNA from Erythranthe guttata (spotted monkey flower), 885 nucleotides. NCBI's taxonomy places the organism in Eukaryota, Viridiplantae, Streptophyta, Magnoliopsida, Lamiales, Phrymaceae. The record is from RefSeq and is a predicted model, not a curated record.